Molecule: messenger RNA, 978 nt
Organism: Asparagus officinalis (garden asparagus)
Lineage: Eukaryota; Viridiplantae; Streptophyta; Magnoliopsida; Asparagales; Asparagaceae
Exons: 3
Coding region: 1-978 (325 amino acids)
Molecular function (GO): protein dimerization activity
Source: RefSeq, a predicted model, not a curated record
AUGCUCAAGGAUAUUGGUAAACUACCAUCUGUGAAGCUAACCUUGAGUCGAGCUAUGGAGUUGACUGGAUUCAUCUACUCACAUGCGUGGGUUUUGAAGCUGAUGAGAGGUCAAACUAACGGCAGAGAGCUUCUUAGACCGGCGGUGACACGAUUUGCCACAUCAUUUAUGACUUUGUCAAGCAUCCAUCGACAGAAAAAUAACCUCAGAAAGAUGUUUAAUUUGGAGACAUGGAGGCAAAGUAAGUGGGCAAGAGAUUCAAAGGGAAAAUCAGCUGAAAGGAUAGUUCAUAUGCCAUCUUUCUGGAACAACAUUGUUCGUAUUCUCAAGCUGACGGCUCCUCUUGUUGGUGUUCUAAAACUUGUUGAUGGUGACAAAAAGCCUGCUAUGAGAUACAUUUAUGAGGCGAUGGAUAGAGCUAAGGAGACUAUUGCUAAAGCCUUUGGUGAUGAUCUUUCAAAAUAUUCUGAGGUAUUUGAUAUCAUUGAUAAGAGGUGGCAGGAUCAGCUUCAUCGGCCUUUGCAUGCUACAGGAUAUUACCUUAAUCCUGCAUUUUUCUAUGACCAUCCAAAUAUCCAAGGGGAAGACGAAGUUAUGAGAGGUCUUUAUCAAGUCAUUGAGAAGAUGGUGCCCACACAAGAUCAAGACAAGGUUGAUAGACAGUUGGAUAUAUACAGGCAUGCUGGGGGUCUUUUUGGUAUGGAGAUAGCUAAAAGAAAUAGAAAGAAGAAGUCUCCAGCACCAGAGUUGCAGAAGCUUGCUGUUAGAGUCCUCAGCCUUACUUGUAGCUCCUCCGGCUGUGAAAGAAAUUGGAGUACUUUUGAGCAAAUACACACCAAGAAGAGGAAUAAAUUAGAUCAUAAGAGGCUGCAAGAUCUAGUUUACUGCAAGUACAACCAAGCUUUGAAGGAGAGAUAUGACUGUAGAGAUUCUAUUGAUCCGAUUAAGUUGGUUGAUAUAGAUGAAAGCAAUGAAUAG